GAGAGGACCCCCCCAUCCUCCCCCAGUGGAUGCAGGACAGUGGUCCUGAGCUCCUGAGUCCUGCCGGCAGACACAAGUGGCCGCGAUCAUCGCGAGGACAAUCAGAAAUGAUCAUCUGGGAUCACAAUUAUUUUCUUGUUGUUGUUUUUUUCUUCUUCUUCUUCUCCUUCUUCUUCUUCUUCUUCUUUUUGCUCCCCUCCCCACCUCCCUUCCGAAUCCUUCGCGAAUUCCCCCUGAUUCAUGACAGCAUGACGGAGCUCGGACAUGCACAUUUGGCAUGAUUUUAACAAUGGUUCGAUUCAAACGUACAUCUCCACGGAGCUGCACCUGAGGUUUCAUUGAAAGUCCGACCUUAUUCUUACAGCGUGAUGGAUACAAAUGAGUUCGCAGUACUGAAACUUUUUGUUGUUGGGAUUUUGGUCAAUGCUUGGAUGAUGAGAGGGUUGUCAGCCACUGACAGUUUCAACAUAGAGCCAACUCCCCCCCGGCCGAGGAAAGCCUGCAAUGAGUCUCGUCUGCAGUGGGAGGUGGAGGUCUGUGGAGAGGAAUUCAAGCGGGACAUGGGUCACAUAGAUCCCCACUACUGGUGUAACCUCACACACUUCAUCAGUGAGUACCACAUCUUUAGCACUUGCACAGAGAGAAUGUCCCACAUGGUCAGCUGCUACUGGCCCAAUCCGCUGGUGGAGAGCUACAUUAUCCGCAUACACAAGCACUUUUUCUCCAACUGCACCAUGGACGAGGUGGUGUGGAUGGACCCGCCGGACAACACCCUAACCAUCCUCAUCCUUAUUCCUGUUUUCCUCACACUGGCCAUGAUUGCCCUGGUGGUCUGGUGCAGCAAGAGGAGUGAUAUCCUGGCUUAGGAGGAAUAAAAGACAGAAAAGGAUGGAGAAAAGCGGAUGAAGGAUUGAGUUCAAGAUCUCAACCUCUCCACUAAAACUUUACUGUACAAAGGAGUGCACAUAGGUUUUGGAAGGUUGGUCAAAUUACCCUGUAAGUGAUGCCACAAACCACCUUAACCUUCUGUGGAAUUGAGAAAAGUAGUACUUGGUAGUACAAAGUAGCAUUUUCUUUCAUAUUUUAAUAUAUUAUGUGAUUUUUUACAGUUGUGACAUUGACUUACUAUCACUCAACAUGUUCAACUGUUCCACUUAACAGUUGCAUUGCUGGGAAAUACUUAUUUUUCUUGCACUGUAAAUAUGUUGCUGGAGCCAACAGCUGGUUAUCUUAGUUUAGCAUAAAGACUGGAAACAGGGGGGACAUUAUGUGAAAAAUCACAAUGUGUCACUUUUACACUUUGAUUUUAGUAUGGAUUAAACAAACAAGCUAAAACAUGUCAAUUGGUGAGAUUUACAGGUAGGACGAUUUUGUUGCCUUUGGACAAGGCCAUACUUGCUGUUUCCCCUUGUUUCCAGCCUUAAGUUAAGCUAAGCUAACCAGUUGCUGACUGUAUCUUCUUAUUUAGGGUACAUGCAUGAGAGUGGUAUCAAUCGUCUAUUUUAACUUCCAACAAGAAAGCGAAUAAGCAUUUUUCCCAAAAUGUCUAUUCCUUCGAGAUACAGAGGACUGUGGUCGUUUUGACAUCAAUUUUUGGGUAAGUUGACCAGAGGAGAGCUUUACAGCCAAUCAAAAAUAUUGGUGCAUUUUUUAAAUCGCACGGAUCUGGAGCGUUGACCUCGGAGAAUCUUGUCAGAGCACUGAACUGUUGCUGAAGGCCAAAGUAUCCACCAUGCAUCAGAGGCAGUGACCAAAGCCUAAGCUGCUGGGAAAGGAGUCUCUCAGAGGACACUAUUUGGUAAUUAUUUAACUUGAAACUGUAUUUAAAGAAGCCAAAUCUGGACUUAAUAUUGAUUCUGCAAGUUUGAUCAUACUGUUGCGUUACUGAACGGACUCUCACUAUUGGAACGAAUACACUGGUGUGCAACCCAAAGACAAGGCAACACUAUGAUUCAUUUUGGGACUUACGUUUCUUGUGUGACUACCUGAGCCUCAUGGGACUGUUUUACAACAGUGUAAUUUAUCAGAUACUGUUCUAUAAAUCCCUGUUAAAGCUUACAAAGAGGGGGUUCUCAAUGGAAACAAAAAACUAUGAACUGACAUUGAGACCUUGUACUGUACAGUUAUGCUCUCUGUUUGUGCUGUCUACUGUUUCUGUAUUGCCUUUCCAGCGUAGAAAUACACACUGAUGCUUCGAAGUGAAUUCCUUUGGGGAAAGGUUUGAGUUAAUGUGCACACUUCAUUGGUUCUUUGAACCGCAGUCCCCAGCUGCCACAAGGCAAACUAAACUAAGCACUGCUUUUUUUAUUUUCUUCCAAAGCACAAGGCACCAAUCUGUGUUUGUCAGCUCUCACCUCCACACUUUUGUCUAUGGAACUGAUUAAAUCUCUCUUUAAAUAA
Molecule: messenger RNA, 2400 nt
Organism: Etheostoma cragini (Arkansas darter)
Lineage: Eukaryota; Metazoa; Chordata; Actinopteri; Perciformes; Percidae
Product: receptor activity-modifying protein 3-like
Exons: 4
Coding region: 369-866 (165 amino acids)
Biological process (GO): calcium ion transport; regulation of G protein-coupled receptor signaling pathway; cellular response to hormone stimulus
Cellular component (GO): signaling receptor complex; membrane; cell surface
Molecular function (GO): coreceptor activity
Source: RefSeq, a predicted model, not a curated record